CUCGGAGGACUCUAAUAAUCAAGCUGGCGUUCUGUUUUGCAAGAUUUGCAACAUUUGUAGAUCCGUUUGUGACAAAGAAAGUAAUGUGGACAAAACGUGACAAGCGUCUCGAGUCCUUCUUCGUUAGGCCAAGUUCAAGCCAUAUGGAAAUGACGAACUAUUUCCAUUUCCAUAAAGCACAUCCUAGCCAAGUGCUACCCACGUCGACGAUGACCAGUUCACUCGGUUCAGCACCUACAGUACUUUGGAAGACUAACGGCGCACGACGCAGACGCUUCGGUUUGUUUUACUUUUAGUUAUGAUUGGUUUAUGUUCGUACUGUAGAUUUCAGAUCUUUUUUUAUUUCGUUCCCAUUGCGACUGUCUCUCAAAAAUUUAUUACCGC
This is a messenger RNA of Loa loa (African eye worm), 384 nucleotides long. RefSeq lists its product as hypothetical. The coding region runs from base 84 to 296 and encodes 70 amino acids. The record is from RefSeq and is a predicted model, not a curated record. NCBI's taxonomy places the organism in Eukaryota, Metazoa, Nematoda, Chromadorea, Rhabditida, Onchocercidae. The transcript has a single exon.